This is a messenger RNA of Pyricularia oryzae 70-15, 2643 nucleotides long. RefSeq lists its product as uncharacterized. Gene Ontology annotation, molecular function: guanyl-nucleotide exchange factor activity; small GTPase binding. Gene Ontology annotation, cellular component: nucleus. The record is from RefSeq and is a predicted model, not a curated record. Bases 264 to 1979 code for a protein of 571 amino acids. Lineage: Eukaryota; Fungi; Ascomycota; Sordariomycetes; Magnaporthales; Pyriculariaceae. The transcript has a single exon. Gene Ontology annotation, biological process: protein import into nucleus.
CGUGAUUCCAAGCGAUCUAACGCCCACCCACUCACUACCAGUUCUUUACCAAAACACCUCAACACUCAGCUGCACUUCUUGGUCCGAGUUGCCUUUCACCCAACCCCUCUCAUUCAUUUCCAACGAUUUAAUCUUAUAGCAUCUUCAAAUAUCUUUUGUUCCUUACCUGACAAAUCAAUUCAACCGCGAGCUUUUUCUAGGGGGCUCGUCGCCAUGUCGCCGCCUGAUCAGAAUCUCGUCAGAUUACACUACACCCCCCACUUAUGAACGACAAUACGGUGGCACCUGGCUCACCGCAGCUGGGUGCGCCAAAACUGGGGGACUUUUCCAAGCUCAGUGCUGCAUGGACGACUCUGCUUGGGUCUGGAAAAUCUUCCAGCAACUGUUCGCAACCUUCUGAGAAACCAACGCAACAGUGCCAACACAAACAAGAACCCCGAGAAACCCGGGAAGAGCAACAUGAACGCUGUAACAAUGGCCACCUAGGAUCGGGAUCUGACGAGGAUGUCAACCCGGUGGCAUUUAUACCUCGUGAUUUCCUUGCCAAUUUUGAUUUUUCCAAGCUUGACGCUUCCAGCCUCACAACACCAAAGAAGCAGGAGAAACUAGUGUCUUUGUCGCCAUCCAGGGAGGAGAUUUAUUCAACCACCUCGAGCCCCUUAUCAGACGCCUCGCUGGGUUGCUUCAGCCCCUCAUUUGCAGACGAGGAACACUCUACUGCUCCCUCUUCUCCUCAACUCGACCGUCCUUUUCAGCAGGAAUUGGAAGAGAUUAUAAUCCUGUCAACUGAAUCAGCAACACCAAAACCACCGAAGAAACAGAAGGGUCGUAAGCAUGCACGUCAACGCCAGCCUGUUUCUGGACCAUUUGAAAUACCGCCCAAUCUUCGCAAAUUCUAUGUCGAGGAGCUGGCCAAGGCCGAAAGGUUUUUGGCAGAGAACGAAUGCUUCAUCGAGCCAUUGCAGCGCUUGAACUACAGCACUGUGCAUGCUGGUCAGUCAAAGUACUCACGUGGCUUUGCGGGAGAGAAGAAGGCACCUUGGUUCUGUCCCAUACCUUUUCCUCCUUUGUCGCGACAGAACUUCGACUGGAAUGAGUUUUGGGAAUCACCUCACCCGCUCCUAUCGACCAAUACAGGCUGCAUAAAUCCUGUGUAUAUCUCGACCAAUGAUGCCAAGUGUAGACUUAUUCUUGGACGACUUGGAAUCGAGUUCACCAAGGAUGCUUUGCUCGGAGCCCCCAAUGACGAUACGAACAAAGGCGUUCAUAUCUUCGUAGACAUGUCCAACAUUGUCAUAGGCUUUCAAGACCAGCUCAAGCGGCUGCGCGGCAUUAACGUCAACACCAGACUGGCCGAGCCACCCUUUUUAUUUCAAGGCUUGGCUUUGAUACUGGAACGAGGCCGUGCUGUUGCUAAACGUGUAGUAGCAGGGUCCACAAGCAACCCUCAUGAACCACUCACCUGGCCGCUUUACUUGAAUGAAGCCAGAAACCUUGGAUAUGAAAUGAAUAUCCUUCACCGAGUCAUCAAGCCGCUCAUACAGCGGCAUCCUGGUCGAGGACCAAAGCAGUUCCGAAACACCAGUGACUUUUGGGCAUCAUCGGCCAUAAACUCCUCCGAGGAUGAACUCGAGGCCCAGAUCCAGCUCGAAUACUCCGUCGGCCUUCGAAAGAAGGGCGAGCAGGCUGUGGACGAAAUUCUACACCUGAAGAUGUGUGAGAGCAUCAUCGAUUCGGAGCCGAGCACCAUGGUUUUGGCAACCGGGGAUGGAGCCGCGGCGGAGUUCUCUGCUGGCUUUGUGGCACAGGCAGAGCGCGCCCUAGCCAAGGGCUGGCAUAUAGAGCUAGUCACUUGGAAGGGCAACAUCUCUUCGGCAUGGCAGCGUCUUUUCGACGCCAAGAAGUGGCAGAAUCAGCUCCGGCUCAUUCACUUGGAUUGGUACGCGGAAGAGCUGCUGGCCGGGAUCAGGGAAUCCUGAGUGACUCAACGCAUUGUCGCUCUUAUACAGAUUUGGUGGUUUUUUUCGCGUGUUUUCUUUCUCUUUGCGGCCUGUCAUUUCUUCUCUUGUGGCCACCAAUCAUGUUAUUUCCUUCUAAAGUUUUUGCAAUACUUUGUACAGCUUUCAAUACAUAUUCGCGCAAGGUAAUCUAGAGUCAAACCGAGCGAAGAGGGCGUUUGGGAAUUUGGGGAUGCUUUAUUAGUAGAGCAUUGGCGAUUGCACUCUAUGGGAGCUGUGGGCCUCUGAGCCUGCAAUAUUGAUUGGCGUUGUCUUUUCUGCUUUCUAAAAUGUUCAGGAGCACAAUGUUGCUUCUUUUUCAUCUCAAACCUCGAACUAGACACUGGACGAAUUGGGUGCCAUUCUGGGUAUGUGCGUCGAUAUCAUAUGAACGGGGACGGACUACUGGAACGAAGCUUCAGCGAUAUGAAGUGUAAACGGAUGGUAUGGUCAGGAAUCGCUCGGCUACAGAAGGGAGAAGACACUGAGUUUCUCGAGAGAGUGGGGAACGGGGAUUAGACCUGUGAGCCUUUUAUUUACUUGGCACAUCAGUGUAUUUUUUUUUUUUUUUUUUUUUUGCUUUGUAUGUCUGUUCAGACGUAGACCGUUAUCAAGAGAAUCUAACAACCACAAAAUAUCAUGCCGG